Molecule: messenger RNA, 607 nt
Organism: Erythranthe guttata (spotted monkey flower)
Lineage: Eukaryota; Viridiplantae; Streptophyta; Magnoliopsida; Lamiales; Phrymaceae
Source: RefSeq, a predicted model, not a curated record
CCAUGUUUUUGAUUUAGGAGAAGAAGCUCCUGACAGUGUCCUGAGAAGGGUUUUUCUCAAUCUUGAAAUGCUCAAGAACAACGGUGACGAAUUUGUUCCUAAACUUGAGGAGAAGUUGAAAAUAGUUGUUGCUGGUGGAGACGGUACAGCUGGCUGGCUUCUUGGUGUGCUUUCCGAUCUGAAACUGUCCCGGUCUCCACCCGUUGCUACUGUACCUUUGGGAACAGAAAAUAAUGUGCCUUGUGCAUUUGGUUGGGGUAAGAGAAAUCCUGGUACUGACCGUAAAUCGGUGAUGUCGUUCUUGGAACGAGUGCGGAAAGCGAAAACAAUGAGUCUAGACAGUUGGCACAUUCUCAUGCGGAUGAGAGCACCUAAAGGAGGGAGUAAUUGUGAUCCAAUUGCUCCACUAGAGUUGCCACAUUCUUGCAUGCAUUCGGCAUUCCGUCGGGUUUCCUCAACAGAUGAUCUCGACGUGGAAGGUUACCACACAUUCCGUGGAGGAUUUUGGAACUAUUUCAGCAUGGGAAUGGACGCACAAGUGUCUUAUGCAUUCCACUCCGAGCGCAAACUUCAUCUCGAAAAAAUCAAUAAAAAGCUCAUUAAUCAG